AUGAAUCCUCGUAUUGAGAAACUUUGUUUACCUCGUCAACGACGUGAUGCUGUCUGGAAAUUUUGGCAACCAAAUGCUAGAUUGGAAAAAAUUCAUCCACCUAUAUAUUGGAAAUCACUUGAAUAUAAGCACAUUCAUUCAAAAAGAAAAUCUAUUGUAGAAGAUUCUCAAAAUACUCAUGAAUGUUUAUGUUCAAAUGGAUGUAAUUAUACAACAUUAAUCUAUAAACAUCCAAGUGAAAAACAAUCUAUUGAAAAAGGAUUUCGUAUAUUUAUUGACUUUGAACAUGAUGGAUUACAACAUGCUGCUUGGAAGGAACCGAUUGAAGAAGAAUGUAAAUUAAAUAUAAAAGAUAAACCAUCAAUCGUAGAAUUACAAUGGUUAAAUCUAAAUAAUAAACAGCAAUCUCUGAAUGAUCAAUAUUUAAAACGUCAAGAAUUAGUUCGAUAUUACAAGUUACAUACUCAAAAAGAUAAUUUACUCAAAAGCAAUAAAACAUCACACCCAAAUCAACCUAUACCUAUAUCACGUCGUCCACGUGAUGCUCUUCAUGCUGAUUUUUAUCAAGCAUCUUGUUUUGAUGGAUCAAAAACCGAAGCAACAUUUAAAACAUUUUAUCAUCGAAAAUAUCUUUUAUCUCGACAUUUACGUGAACAUACAUUGAAAGAUCUUCUACGAUAUGCAACAAAUGUUGAACUUGAUAUUGAUAUUAUUGGUCAUUUUAUUUUACAUCCAAAUGAAUUAUCUAAGCAAGAACUGAAAAUGUUUGAAUUAACAUCAGAAUUUGGAGAUAUUUAUGAUGGUCAUAUUAUUCGAAUAAAUAAAAACAAACUUGUUCUAUUACUGGCUUCUACGCAUUAUUCUGAUAUGAAAAUUACACAAACAGAAGAUAAUCUGACAAAUGUUGAUGCUAAAUCUGAUCAACAAUCAACAAUCGUACAGCUUAUUUCUGAUUAUGUUCGUGAAUAUUUGCAAACAAAUCAUAAUCAUUUUUUUGAACAAAUACGACGUGUACAAGUUGAAUUGGAACCUUUAACUAAUACUGAUAAACGUCGCGUUAUUAUUCAUUUAUUAAACGAUGAAGAAAUUGUUGAAAAACUUACUUUUGAUAUUACAUAUGAACAAGAACCAAAACUUUUUGAUAAAGAAUAUCAAAAUAAUCUUUAUUUUAUACAAAGUAUCAAUGAAACAACAAUUAUUAAUUCUGUUGAACAUAAACUCAAAGAAUUAUUUGAUAAACGAUAUUCUUUAAAACAUCAAGACUCUUAUAUACAAUUAACAUUAGAUAUAGAAUACGAUACAUUAGAUAGUAUACGAAAACUGUUUUAUGCUUAUGCUAAUCAUACAUUAUCAAUAUAUUCACGUGAAGAAUGUAUGCGAAUAGCAAUUGAAUAUUAUUUUGAUGAUCUAUUAGAUAAAUUUGAUUGUAAGGAAUUUCAACCAAUUAAUGAUAAACAAAUCCAAAUGAUGAUUGAUGAUGUACAAAUGCGAUUACGUCAACAAAUCGAACGACGUUUAAAAGCCGAAAUGACAGCUAAAAUUCUUCUAAUCGGUCCACCAAUAAAUAAAGAGAUAAAAACAAUGGACAAGGAAGUCGUCGUAUUAGAUCAUCAUCGAGAAAUCUUUAUAAAUCAAUCAAAUACAUCUAUUAAUCCAUCAAAAGUGAAAGAUAUUCAACAUAAUAAUGAUAAUGCUAUUUUCCAUGAAGAGAUAGAUGGUGGACCACAAAGUUUUGAUCGAUUACCAAUGAGUAUUGAUUCAUUAACAAUAUUAAGACGUUUUCAACAUCGAAAACAUUUAUCUAUUGAACAAAGCGAUAAUAAAAUAGUUCUACUUGGCAGUGGCAUACAACGUUUAGUUUCAUCUAAAGAUCGUAAUGAAUCUGUUUCAUUUUCUAUUGAAUGUGAACAAGAUAAAAUUGAAAAUAAAUCAACAAUUGAUGUAAAUCAAUCUGAUAGUAAUAGUUUAAAAACACUCAAUACAAUAUCUAUUCAUACAAAAAGUUAUAAUACAUCAGCAUAUCCUAAAAAAUUUCAUCAACAACAUAUAAAGAAAAGAAUAUCUCGAUCACCUGCUGAAUAUGGUAAACAUAAACAUAAACGAAGAAGACAUACACGAUUUGAAUUAAGAUCAAAAGCAUGCAUUAGUAAUAGAAAUGUCAAUUAUUCAUUUCUUAACAAUUUAUGUUUACUGUAUCAAAAUAAAAAACAGAAAACGAUGAAAAAACAUAAUAAAAAACAAAAACAAUUUAAAUCAGUAAAACAUAUUAAUAUUAAUGCAACAAAAGGAAAUUCCAGUACUACAAAUCUACGAAAUAAUCUUAUCAUUGAAUCGACAGAUGACUUAUCCAGUCUUCAUGCAGAACAACUACAAGUUUAUUUCGAAAACUUGAUACAAACAAUAGAAAUACCUGAUCAAUUUCAAUUAACUGAAGAACAGUUAAAUCAAAUUAUAAUCGAAGAAAAUAUUCGAAUACAUGACGUUGACCUUAAUGAAACAUCAAUGAAUACUUUUCAUUUGAACGAAAAACAGAUUCAAUUUUUGAUUGCUCAGAUAGAUAUGAUGAACUGGUUAUCAUUAAAUUCUAAUUUCUCAUUCAAGCAGCAACAAUUACCACUUAUUCUUCAUCUUAAUCAGUUAAUCGAAUUAUGUAAUCAACAACACAUCGAUAUAGAUAAACUUCUUAAUAAUCAAACUGAUUUACAAAAUUCAUUAUCACCCGUCAAUUCAAACUUUGAAUUCACUUUCUCAGCCUCACAAAUAGCAUAUAUAAUCAAUCAACAUAGUUUUGAUAUGAAAAAAGUAUUAGCUAUUCAACAAAAUUUAAAAAAAGAAGAUUCACAAACUCAACAGUUUCACUUGAACAUAUCACAACUUGCUUAUUUGUUUGUUAAUCGUCAUAUUAUGCAUAGUCAUGAAAUUGUUGGUCUUUCUGCUAGUCAAUUAAUAGCUUUAUAUAUGUUGCAACAAUCAUCAAUUCAAGAUGAUCAAACAUCAUUUUUUUCACUUACUUAUCAACAAAUAAAACAGUUAGCUUUGAUGCAAAAUAUGUCUUUGGAACAUCUUCGAGCAUUACCUAUUUCAAAUAAACCUCUACAACUAUCACAUAAUCAAUUAACUUAUAUUGCUAUGGAAAAUAAAAUAACAAUAGAACAAAUAACAUCACUUCACAGUAGUCAGAAAUCAAAAAUAUUAACUCAUAAACAGCUCUGUACUUUAAUUAACCAAAGUAGUCAAUUAACUGAAUUGAAAAAUUCCAUAAAUCUUAGACAAUCUACUGAUGAAUUUUCUCGUAUACCCCAAUAUAUUUGCUUGAAUAUGACAGAAUUACGUCUUAAACCAGAACAAUUAGCCAUGCUUUGGAACACAGAUAUUCUAUCUGACGUCACAUCUGUAUCACAAUCACAGCUUCGAUUUACUCUUACUGAUGAACAAUUUAGUAGUUUACUUCGUAAUGUUUCUAUUUCUAUUCCUCAAACACCUUCACAAUUAACAACAAAUAUGAAGUUCAAUACAGAAGCAUCAACACAAUUACAUGAACCUAGUAACAAGAGAAAACAAUCAACUGAUAAACAAAAUCUACUAUCAUUCACUCUUACCGAACAAUUAACAGCUAUGCAUAAACAAUUACAAUCAAGUGUACAAACUCAUAUAGAAACAGUAAAAUUAGUGUCAGAUUCAAUAUUAAAACGUAACCAAAUCAAAAACACUCUCAAUCUUAUUCAUCAAUUAAGUCUGCACUCAAUUGAUGAUAUAUCAAUGAAAGAAAUCGAAACGAUUCCAUCAUUCGUACUUGAUCUGCUCAAAAUGAACACAGUCACAGAGAAUAUCUAUCAAUCAAUCAAACAAGGUGAAGUAGUUUCGAAUGUAUUAGAGAAAUCUGAUGAUCUAAAUACAAAUGAUAGCUUAAACAAAAUAAUCAUUGAAAAAAUUCAAACUAAUCAACUUAGUUUUUCUCAAAUUCAUAAAAUUCAAACACAAUUACUUACUCCAAAACUUUUGAAUGAAUUUAAAACAGGUCAUCUCUCACAACGUAUUUUAAAUGCAUACAAAAGUCAAUCACCAUUACAAAUGAUUCAAACAAUUCGUACAUCAAUAACACAACUGAGUACUUUACUUCUUCAUCAAUCGUCGAUUAUUGCUCAACCAGGUGCUAUGAUAGUACCUAUUAUACCACAAUCUACGAUGAAGAAUACGAUUCCAUCUGAUGAAAUAUCUGAUGCUAAUGCUUCCAACAAUGAAAAAAAUGAACAUGUUAUUAUGUUACCCCAAGUGAUGGAACAAGAUCCAAUAAUUAUUUAUCCUGAAUCACCAAUCAUUCGACAACAAACUUUACAAGAGCUUGGUAAUGCAUCAAUUCGACAUAUCACUAACAAAAUUAGAACAAUGGCAAUUACAAAAGAUUUCGAAAGUUUAAUCAAUCGACAAAUAGAUGAAGUCGAUAUCUUAAACAUUCUCGAAGGUCAUAUAAGUCAUUUAUUCGAUCAAGUGCAUGUAGAUACUAACAAAAUAAAUGAAUUAUUUAAUCUUAAUAUUCAACAUCGAUUAAACAGAAUCAAUGAACGAAUUCAAUUAGUUAAUAUUUUACAAAAUCAUAUUGAAUAUAACAGAUUAAAACGACAAAUGAAUCUUGAAGAAUUCACUGCAUUUGUUCUUGAAGAUAUUUCUAAAUUCGAACAACUGACAAAUAUUCAUUUAACAGAAGAUGAUUUACGAAUUAUAUCAAUGAAUCGCUUUGCAUCGAUUGAGCGACUUAUGAUGCGUCGUUUAACGGAAGCAGAAUAUCGUUAUUUACUUCAAACUAAUUCUCCAUUCGAUUAUAUCGAACAAGAAUUACUUAAACGACCAUUAACAACAGAUGAACAUAUUGAACAGGAAGAAUUAACUAUAUUAUUAUAUCAAGAUAUAUGUCCUGUUUUCAAUGGAAAAAUUUUAGAAAGUUUAGAACAACAAAAUAUUAAAUUGACUCAUAUACAAUUAGAACAGAUUCUUCGACGAAGAGCGGAACUUGUUGAUGACUAUGAUAUCAUUUAUUCGAUUACUCCGUCGAUACAACUUAUUGAAGAGCAGUUUGAUCAUUCAUUGACUAUGAGUGAAAAGAAACGUUUAAUACAUGAUGAUUAUUCUAUGAUUGAACAAAUAAAAGACUCGAAAAGAAAAACUCAAGAAAUUCUUCCUCUUACAGCAUUAAUUCUUAAUUUAAUUGAAAAUACUCAAGAUAAAAAUUUAUUAGAAAAUAUUGAACAACUACAAGUAGAUAUUGAUCGAUCAUUAACAAAACAAGAGAUUAUCAUGGC
Molecule: messenger RNA, 5297 nt
Organism: Adineta steineri
Lineage: Eukaryota; Metazoa; Rotifera; Eurotatoria; Adinetida; Adinetidae
Source: the annotation of a GenBank genome assembly